Magnusiomyces paraingens is the source of this 1158-nucleotide messenger RNA. RefSeq lists its product as uncharacterized. The record is from RefSeq and is a predicted model, not a curated record. Lineage: Eukaryota; Fungi; Ascomycota; Dipodascomycetes; Dipodascales; Dipodascaceae. The transcript has a single exon. Bases 1 to 1158 code for a protein of 385 amino acids. Gene Ontology annotation, cellular component: nucleus; cytoplasm.
AUGACAAAUACUGAAAAAGUUCAAGAUAUUUUUAGGCCGCUAUACAAACGUGACCGACAUCUUCAGGCUCCUGAGAUGUGUGCCGAGAUUUUAGAUUUGCGCCAGGCGGCUCAGAAUAAUAUAGGCCCACCAGGAUACAGGAUUCGAGUUUCGCGAUAUUACCCCACAGAUUCUGCUAUCUCCCAUGCCAAGUCUGUUUUCUCCUCCUAUAUAGAAUCUGCUCCAGAAUCCGUGGCUAUGAAAUUGCAGGAAGCUUUGACCGAGGAAUUAGAGAAUCAUUAUGAUCCUGUACAAAUUACAGUGGACGAGCUUCCUGGUCUUGUUUUGAUUCCAGAACUGCUACCACACGCUGCGCAGUGCGCCGCAGUUGCUGAGAUUGUUCGCGAUCUGGUUCCAGACACGCGUCAUCGAAAUAACCUUGACAUCCAUUAUAGCAUGGGCUCGGGACUUUCUCUUUUUGAAAAAGACAAGGUGCUGGAGCCACUAGCAGAGCCGAUUUACAUGGGCGAAGACAAUAAAGCAGAGGGGUGCAUGAUAGACGCGUCUGCUACACGGUCGGAAUUACCAGCAUCGAUCACACCCAUGCCGAUUGCGAUGGUGCGCAUGCGCAAGCUUCGGUGGAUCACGUUAGGUGGACAAUACAACUGGACCACCAAGAAGUACCCCACGUUUACGCGUGGCGCUGAGGGGUUCCCCGAGUUCCCAGCACGUAUGGGCUCGCUUUUCUCUGAGCCUGUUUUCCCCGGGUUGACCCCGGAGGCAGCCAUCAUCAACUUUUACUCCCCCGGUGACACGCUAUCGCCGCACCGGGACGUGGCGGAGCUUUGCAUGGCAGACUUGGUGUCAGUGUCGAUAGGAUGCGAGGCAGUGUUUUACGCAGGAAUGGAGCGGUACAGUGGGCAGCAACAGCAGCAAGGAACAGAAGUUCUGCAGCCGCUACAGAUGCUGCUACGGAGCGGUGAUGCGGUGGUCAUGGGUAGUAACUCGCGACAUGCGUAUCACGGUGUAGGCAAGGUUUGGGCUAAGACGUGUCCUGAUUACCUGAAAAGCUUAGACAAUUUUGUGAUUGGGGACGAUGAGGAACAUGAAUUGUGGAGACGAUACGGGGAGUGGAUGGCUAACAAACGUGUCAACAUUAAUGUGCGCCAGAUGCUGUGA